AUGGUGAAGAGGGUAAAGGAAUGGAGGGAAAAGGAAGGGGCCAGAUGGGACGAGCUCGUUCAGCCGUCGGCUUUGUUUGAGGCAGGGUUGGGUACACAGCCGAGUGGUAGGGACCUCGACCGAACGGAGUUGGAAGCAAGAAGAAAGACUCAAGAGGCGGAGGACCAGACCAUCUUGGCCAAAACCCAAAAAUUCAAAGAGUCGCAGGCAGAUCGACCGCCAAAGCCGGUUGUGAGGGAGAGGAUCCGACCUCGCCUCAAACCCUUGGGAAAAAAAGAAUUAAGUGAAUUUGUGCCACGACCGCCCCCAACAGAUCCCUUGAAGGAGAGGGCUUUGAAGGAGAUGGAGGUGGGGGGCGUAAUGAAGAAGAAGAGGAGAGUGAGGAGAAGUGAAGAAGAGCCUACCUUGAAGAGAAUGAGGGAAGUAAGGGCAGAAGAGACCAGUGUGGCCAAGGAGGCAGAGAGGGAGGGAGUGGAGGAGACCCUAGGAAGGGUGGUCGUCCCAGAAUUGGUGGACAUCGCGUCGGAGGGGAUGGAGGUCGUCCCAGCAGUGGUGGGGAUCGCCACAGAGGCGGGGGCUGCAAAACUCAAGGCAGAUGAGGCCAAGGCUCAACUUGCAAGGUUGAAGAAGGAGAGUGUAAACUGGGAGAGUGCCCAUGCUGAGCUGCGAGCGGUCAAGUUGGAGCCGGAGAACGAACGCCGCCAGGUUGUGUCGCUCGAGUUCCACCAGGCUGGCAAGCAGAGGAAGCUGGAGGAGGCCCAAAAAGCCUGCGCGGUCGCGCUCGAACAGCAUGAAGAGGCGAUGACCAGUAAUGAAGAGCUGGUUAAACAAAAGGAUGAGGCAGACGUGAAGAUUGACGGUCUGCAGAGGGAGUUGGAGGGAGAGCACACGAAGGCAAUGGAGGAGAGGGACGGCCUACAAAAGGAGUUGGAGAAGGAGAGGGCCAAGGCAUCUGCUGAGAGGGCGAACGUGCUGAGAGAGUUGGCUGAAAAGAGGGCCAAGGCAGCCUCUGAAAUGGCGACCCUACAGAAGUAG
Molecule: messenger RNA, 1035 nt
Organism: Camellia sinensis
Lineage: Eukaryota; Viridiplantae; Streptophyta; Magnoliopsida; Ericales; Theaceae
Source: RefSeq, a predicted model, not a curated record